Molecule: messenger RNA, 1992 nt
Organism: Camellia sinensis
Lineage: Eukaryota; Viridiplantae; Streptophyta; Magnoliopsida; Ericales; Theaceae
Product: receptor-like cytosolic serine/threonine-protein kinase RBK2
Biological process (GO): protein phosphorylation
Molecular function (GO): ATP binding; protein kinase activity
Source: RefSeq, a predicted model, not a curated record
UUGCGAGCUAAGUGGGUGCAACACGUAACUGUUACAACUCCUCAAUUUGGAUUAUACCAGAAUUGAUUUGGUGGAUCACGAAACACCAUCAUGAUCGUUCGUUUAAUUACAUAUAUUCCACUAUUUAUUUUAUUUUUAUAUUUUUAAAUUGGUGACAUUUUUUUUAAAUUUUAGUUUGCAAGUAUUUUUGAAUUUUUUGGGAGUACAUGUUCACGUACUGAGAAUAUAAAAUAAAAUUUUUGAUUAGAGAGCUUGCACGCAGAGAGGCAAUCUAAAAUAUCAAUCACCUUAUUUGAUUUGAUUUUGAUUGAUUUUGUAAUGAUAGUUUAGACUCAAGGAAUAACAGAAUGUUGAGUACGGUGCGGUGCGAUCGUUGAAGCGCAGCAAGUGCAGUGGCCUUUGCUUUUCAGUUCUGACAAUCUUCAGAUUCUCUUUCACGGCUUGCAUAUCAUUUUUCCCCCAAUUGAAUUAGGCUAAACUUCAUGCUAUGACGAUGAAAUUGAAUCCUCUGUUCUCUGUAUCUGUUUCUUCUAAAGCAUUGUGAUUUUUUGGAAUGGUGGGGAAGGAAAGUUUGUACCGCCCUAUUGUAGUUCUUGAGGACUACUUAAGGACCGCAGAAUCUGAAAUAGUCUCUUCCAACCCGAGCACAUCCGAAUUUGAAGUUCAAGGAAACUCAAAGCUUGUAUCGCUAUGGCGUGGUUUGGUCCAACUACUGAAAAGCAGAUCAAAAAUACCAUUACCCACCUUGCAUCCUCUCAGCAUCAUGAAGCUCUCAAGGAGAAUUAGCAGUAACAUGAAAGAAGACAUCAGCACUGCAACAAAUCCCCUUUUCGAUACUGAUUUGCGCUAUGUCAUGCCUCGGUGGAAGAAUUUUAGCCUCUCUGAACUCCAAAUUGCAAGCAACUGUUUCAGCCAUGAGAACUUGGUUGGAAAGGGUGGAUAUGCUGAAGUUUACAAGGGGCAUUUGCGAGACGGGCAGGUUGUAGCGAUUAAGCGGCUGACACGAGGACAGACUGAAGAAAGAAUAGGCCACUUUUUAUUGGAGCUCGGGGUUAUGGCCCAUGUCAACCAUCCCAAUACUGCUAAAUUGAUUGGAUAUGGGGUUGAAGGAGGAAUGCACCUUGUUCUUGAGUUCUCUGCACAUGGAAAUUUAUCUUCUCAGCUUCAUGGUUCAAAGGAGAAACUAAACUGGAAUAUUAGGCACAAGGUAGCACUGGGAACCGCUGAAGGUCUGGUGUAUCUUCAUGAGGGUUGUCAAAGGCGAAUCAUUCAUAGAGAUAUCAAGGCUGCAAAUAUAUUGCUUACAGAACACUUUGAGCCUCAGAUUUGUGACUUUGGGCUUGCAAAAUGGCUGCCAGAGCGAUGGACUCACCAUACAGUGUCAAAAUCCGAAGGCACAUUUGGCUAUCUUGCUCCCGAGUACUUAAUGCAUGGCAUAGUAGAUGAGAAAACUGAUGUUUUCGCCUUUGGAGUGCUGCUUUUGGAACUUAUUUCUGGGCGUCGAGCUUUGGACUACUCAAAGCAAAGCCUUGUCGUCUGGGCAAAGCCCUUGCUCAAGAAGAACAACAUCAGAGAGCUUGUCGAUUCUUCUCUUGGUGAUGACUACAACUUGCUACAGAUGAACCUGAUGGUCUUGGCUGCUUUUUUAUGCAUACAACAAUCUUCAAUUCAACGUCCCCGAAUGAGACAGGUUGUGCAGCUUCUAAAAGGCGGCCGAGGCAGCCUGGAGUUGGUGAAAAAAUAUGAAAAACCGUCUUUUUGGAGGUACUAUGUAGAGCUUUUUAAUGCAGAGGAAUACAAUGUAACCGGGGGGUUAAACGGUCUUCAUCGGCAGAAACAGCUGGCUUUGGAAGCCUGAAAUCACUGGUUUAAGAACUUUGUUGAUCUAUAGAAGCAUCGUGCAGUCACAAAAGAAACAAGUGUUUUUUUUUUAAUUUUCAUUCUUUGUUUUUGUGUGUAUUAAGAAACAAAUUUAAUGAAAAUUAGAAAGCA